GCUGAUUGGCCGAUGACUAUGUCACACUCGCGCCACUUCUCCGCGCCGAGCUCGAGAGGACAACCAGAUACUUUCCACACUGUGGCAUUGAGAGGCAGUAAACGGCGUAUUAAGGUGGAAAGUUCAGAAACGUCUCCCUGCGGGAUCGUGGAACUAUCUCCUCUCAUCAAUAGACAUGGCGCGCAAAGAUUAUGCGGCGGAGAAAGAUAAAUGCAAGCGAUUCCUGCAAGAGUUUUAUUCUGAGGAUGAUACCGGGAAGAAGGUGUUCAAAUAUGGAGUGCAACUUGUGGCACUGGCUCACAGAGACCAAGUGUCUCUCUUUGUGGACCUGGACGAUGUGGCUGAGGUGGACCCUGAGCUGGUGGAGAGUGUCUGUGAAAAUGCCAAGCGCUACACAGGCCUCUUUGCUGACGCUGUGCACGAGCUGCUGCCAGAGUACAAAGAACAAGACAUUGUGGCCAAGGACUCUCUGGAUGUGUACAUUGAGCACCGACUAAUGAUGGAACAGAGAUCACGUGACCCUGCGGACACACGUGAUGCUCGAAACCAGUACCCAGCGGAGCUCAUGAGGAGAUUUGAGCUCUACUUCAAGCCCCCCAGCACAGCAAAGCCCAGAGUAGUGCGUGACGUGCGGGCUGACAGCAUUGGGCAUCUGGUGACCGUCCGGGGUAUCGUGACCCGUGCUACUGAGGUCAAGCCCAUGAUGGCGGUGGCCACUUAUACGUGUGACCUGUGCGGUGCCGAGACAUACCAACCGAUCCAAUCGUCAUCCUUCAUGCCCCUUGUCAUGUGUCCCAGCGAGGAGUGCAUCACAAACAAAUCUGGAGGUCGUCUCUACCUGCAGACCAGAGGCUCCAAGUUUGUUAAGUUCCAGGAGCUUCGGAUUCAGGAGCAUAGUGAUCAGGUACCUGUUGGGAACAUCCCGAGAAGUAUGACUGUGUACGCACGUGGUGAAAACACACGGCUCGCCCAACCAGGUGACCACGUGGCCAUCACGGGAAUCUUCCUGCCACUUCUGCGCACUGGUUUCAGACAGGCUACACAGGGUCUUCUUUCCGAGACUUUCAUGGAAGCUCACUCCAUUACACUCAUGAACAAGACUGAAGAUGAUGAGCUAGGAAAAGAGGAGCUGACUGGGGAAGAGCUGCGCAGCAUCAACGAGGAAGGGUUCUAUGAGAAACUGUCUGGAUCAAUUGCCCCUGAGAUUUACGGCCAUGAGGAUGUGAAGAAGGCUCUGCUCUUGCUGUUGGUUGGUGGUGUGGAACAAGCUCCCAAAGGCAUGAAGAUCAGAGGUAACAUCAACAUCUGCUUAAUGGGAGAUCCUGGAGUAGCCAAGUCCCAGCUCUUGUCUUACAUCGACCGCUUGGCCCCUCGCAGCCAGUACACAACAGGGCGAGGCUCAUCAGGUGUGGGCUUGACCGCAGCUGUAAUGCGAGACCCCCUAACUGGUGAGAUGACCCUGGAGGGUGGCGCCCUCGUGCUCGCUGAUCUGGGCGUUUGUUGCAUCGACGAGUUUGAUAAGAUGGCUGAUGCAGACCGCACAGCCAUCCAUGAAGUGAUGGAGCAACAGACCAUCUCCAUUGCCAAGGCUGGCAUCAUGACCUCCUUGAACGCCCGCUGCUCCAUCCUGGCCGCCGCCAACCCGGCGUACGGCCGCUACAACCCCAAGAAGAGCAUCGAGCAGAACAUCCAGCUGCCAGCCGCGUUGCUUUCACGAUUUGACCUGCUCUGGCUCAUCCAGGACAAGCCGGACGCCGACGCCGACCUACGUCUGGCCCAGCACAUCACAUACGUCCACCAGCACUGUCGCCAGCCCCCAACACACUACACCCCCAUCGACAUGAAGCUCAUGAGACGUUAUAUUGGCGCGUGCAAGAAGAAGCAGCCCGUUGUGCCCGAAUCGCUCGCAGACUACAUUACUGCUGCCUAUGUGGAGAUGAGGAAAGAGGCCCGGGUCAGCAAGGACACCACUUUCACCUCGGCCCGAACCCUCCUCUCCAUCCUCCGCCUCGCUACUGCAUUGGCUCGCCUCCGCUUAAUGGACAGCGUUGAGAAAGAGGACGUCAACGAGGCCAUGAGGCUGAUGGAGAUGUCCAAGGAUUCACUGCAAACUGACAAAUCCAACAAUGCAAGGGCUCAGCGUCCUGCCGACGUAAUCUUCUCCCUGGUGCGCGAGCUGGCUACAGAGGGCGUGGCGGGCCGCGGCGCCGCUCGCACAGUGCGCAUGUCGGAGGCUGAGCAGCGGUGCUUCUCGCGGGGCUUCACCCCAGCCAUGUUCCAGGAGGCCCUGGAGGAGUACGAGGAGCUCAACGUGUGGCAGAUCAACCAGGCUCGCACCCGCAUUACCUUCGUCUGAGAGGGGGAGAGGAGGACUUUGAUUUGCACCAAUGCUUAUUUUCCUUUCCUGCAACUGUUUGUUCGCUUUUUCAGAAUCACACAGAUAAAAGUCAGAAUUUACUUGUUUGCUUGAUCCACAUUCCAACACUGCUGAACAUUUCUGUAUAUUGUUUAUACAAUGUAAUGCAAUGUUAACUUUGAUUCUUUUGUUGUGAUGCAUACCUAUAAUAAAUGUAUUAUUCGCGUGCUGUUUCA
Molecule: messenger RNA, 2592 nt
Organism: Syngnathoides biaculeatus (alligator pipefish)
Lineage: Eukaryota; Metazoa; Chordata; Actinopteri; Syngnathiformes; Syngnathidae
Gene: mcm7
Product: minichromosome maintenance complex component 7
Exons: 15
Coding region: 176-2356 (726 amino acids)
Biological process (GO): DNA replication; double-strand break repair via break-induced replication; DNA strand elongation involved in DNA replication
Cellular component (GO): MCM complex; nucleus
Molecular function (GO): single-stranded DNA helicase activity; ATP hydrolysis activity; single-stranded DNA binding
Source: RefSeq, a predicted model, not a curated record